This is a messenger RNA of Eremothecium gossypii ATCC 10895, 2151 nucleotides long. RefSeq names its product Avt4p (gene AVT4). Bases 1 to 2151 code for a protein of 716 amino acids. Gene Ontology annotation, biological process: amino acid transmembrane transport. The record is from RefSeq and is marked provisional. The transcript has a single exon. Gene Ontology annotation, molecular function: amino acid transmembrane transporter activity. NCBI's taxonomy places the organism in Eukaryota, Fungi, Ascomycota, Saccharomycetes, Saccharomycetales, Saccharomycetaceae.
AUGUCUUCAUAUCAGGGUGAUCGGAUAGGCGGGGGCUCAUCUAACAUCGCCAUACCGCUGCAACAGCAACGCAGACAGUCGAACGCACAUGUUACAGAAUCCCUCGCCAGCCGGCGAUCGAGCAUGCUGCUAGGUACGUCGCACGUUUCUGGGAAACUGCUGAAGCGUCAGGGAACACUUGGGCAGUCUUCACCAGUUGCAGAUAAGAACAUCGAGUCACGCGUAUUCAUAGACAUCGAUUCACCGAACUUUAAGACAGUUGAACAGAAGCAGCAUGAGGAAAUCGUCAACUCAUUACGGAACUAUUACUUGAACGAUUAUGUGCAGUCGAAGAGGAAGUUAUCUUCAACGUCAGUGAACACGGCGUCGAUGUCAAACAUGGAGGACGAGGAGGCGAGCGACGAUGGCAAAAGCUCUGCUGAUGAUUCAGGCCUCCGCCACGACUCGCAUCUAAACUCUGUUGGCGGCGAUAUCACACGUGAAUUCUACUGGAUUGGCUCGCGGGGCGACCAAAUGAGACGAACCAAGAAUCGCUCGUGUGAUGACCUCUCGUUAGCGUGUGGACAACGGCGAGGCUCCACUGCGAGUGCGUUGAAUGUACCCGGAGGUUUCAGAAGGGAGUACAUAGUAAGCAAGAUCCGGAAAGAUGUUUCUUCUGUCAAUGAAGAUCAGACGGCUGUGGACAACUCUCUGUUUUUCGAUAAAGUACCGUUUUUGACCAGAAACUUCUUGGAAUUCUUGUAUGUGGAAGGCCACUUUGCCGGCGAAUCCUUUGAUGAAGAGUUCGCGCUAGUGCCGCCGACAUACGCCACGGGGGUAGAUGAACACACACCUCUUCUGCUCAAUACCGAUCCUGAGCAACAGCAACAGGUACCUGCACAUCUCAGAGUUAAAACGUCUACAUUCAAAGCUUUUCUCUUGAUGAUAAAGUCAUUCAUUGGCACCGGUGUCUUAUUUUUGCCGAAUGCAUUCAGCAACGGUGGACUAGCAUUUUCGAUUUCGAUGUUAUUCUUCUUCAGUGCCUAUUCCUAUUGGUGUUACUACAUUUUAGUUCGUUCUAAAGAUGCGACAGGGGUGUCCUCUUUCGGUGAUAUUGGUGGGAUAUUAUUCGGCUCUUGGAUGAAGUUCAUUAUUCUUUUCUCAUUAGUGCUUACACAAAUGGGUUUUGCCGGCGCUUAUGUCGUCUUCACAGCUAAAAACCUAAUUGCGUUUCUGGACAAUGUAUUCAACUGGCCUGACAUCCCUGUGAAGUACUUACUUUUAACGCAGCUGUUUAUCUUCAUCCCGUUGUCUUUCGUGCGCAAUGUCUCCAAGUUAUCAAUAACAUCACUCUUCGCCAACUUCUUUAUCAUCAGCGGCCUCAUCAUUGUUGUGUACUAUACAGCUUGUCGUUGGAUGUACGAUCUUUCUUUCAAACCUGCGGAAGGUGUGAUAAUGGUUUUUAACCCAAAUCGGUGGUCCCUAUUUAUUGGUACUGCGAUUUUUGCAUUUGAAGGUAUCGGAUUGAUAAUCCCGGUGCAGGAAUCCAUGCGUCAUCCCGAAGAAUUCCCUAAAGUCCUCGGACUUGUUAUAAUUACGACCACAGUCUUAUUCAUAACAAUCGGAACGCUUGGCUACCUAGCGUAUGGGUCCCAAAUACAAAGUGUUAUCCUAUUGAACCUACCUCAAGACGCCUUGAGCGUGAACAUGAUACAGCUCUUCUAUUCAAUGGCAAUCCUCCUAUCCACGCCACUACAGCUAUUCCCUGCCAUUGGUAUCAUCGAAAAUAAAUUCUUCCCUCGUUUUACGAAGGUUGACAUCAAGGGGCAGGACUCUGCAGAUUUCCAACUUCAGCAAAACUCAGGCCGUGCCAACUGGCGAGUAAAGUGGUCCAAGAACCUGGUACGUUCCAUCAUCGUGCUUUUGGUCAUUAUUUUGGCCUAUUUUGGUGCAGAUAACUUGGAUCUCUUCGUAUCAAUCGUCGGCUGCCUCGCCUGUAUCCCAUUAGUUUACAUUUACCCUCCCAUGCUACACCUACGCAGCUGUAGCACCCCAGACCACGAAAAAAGCAAUACCUGGAAAACCCGCUGCUCAGUUUUGAUUGACUAUAUCUUAAUCAUAUUUGGAUUCGUCAGUAUGUGCUACACCUCUUAUCAGUGUUUCGCCGGAUAG